AAUUAUUUGGCCAUCAUUUUGAAGACGUGUGUGUUUUUUAUGGUUAUUAUUUUAUUCUAAGGCUCUUUUUCGAAACUGUUGGAUAUCUGAACGGAUAUAAUGUUGGGAUCUUUUUUAAUCUUAAUGUUGGGGUUGGCCGAGCCCCUCCAGGCAAAACCGCUACAGGACGCACUGGAUUCCUCGAACUCUCCUAUGGGAAUGUUACCAGGUGGAUUAUCGGGCACCACUACUGCGAUGCAAUUUCCAAUUUACGCCAAAUCAUACACAACAGGAGAUAUGGAUGUGCCAGAGCAUGCAAACCACGAGGAAACCCCAAAGAGGGUAACACGGGGUGCAAAAGAUGGACGAUCCAGACAACGGGAGAGACAGGAGCUCCACAACCUCAGGGACCCAAGACCUCAUGACCCAGACGGCUUUUUCACAACCCCAAGCAAUGUACAUUUCCCAAACAAAACACACAGAGAAGUCAGGAAUGACACAAAUUCGAUUCGUAUCCACAACCCUCUCUACCCAGUGACUGACAGCUCCUAUGGCGCCUAUGCCGUGAUGCUCCUGUCGCUCAUGGUGUUCGCCGUGGGCAUCAUUGGUAACCUGGCAGUGAUGUGCAUCGUGUGGCACAACUAUUACAUGAAAACUGCGUGGAAUUGCAUCCUGGCCAGCCUGGCCUUCUGGGAUUUCCUCGUGCUCUUUUUCUGUCUGCCAAUAGUUAUCUUUAAUGAGCUGACCAAGAGGAGGCUGAUGGGAGACCUCUCCUGUAGAAUUGUGCCUUACAUGGAGGUGACGUCCCUGGGGGUGGCCACCUUCAGCCUGUGUGCGCUGAGCAUCGACCGCUUCCACGUGGCCACCAGCCCGCAGCCCAGGCCCCUGCGCCGCCCCGUGGAGCCCUGCCAGUCCAUCCUGGCCAAGCUGUCGGUCAUCUGGGUGGGCUCCAUGGUGCUGGCCGUCCCCGAGCUGCUGCUGUGGCAGCUGCACCAGGAGCUGGCGCCGGGUACCGGCCUGCCGCUGGACUCCUGCGUGCGCCGGCCCUCCGUGGAGCUGCCCGAGUCGGUGUACUCGCUGGUGCUCACCUACCACGAGGCGCGCAUGUGGUGGUCCUUUGGCUGCUUCUACUGCCUGCCGCUGCUCUUCACGCUGGCGUGCCAUCUGCUCACACGCCAUGUGGCCGAGGAGACGAAGCAGGCCGCGGCGGACACGGGGACAGGGAAGAAGGGGACGAAGGGGCGCCCGCUCUCGCCCUCCACCACCUCCUCGUCCUCCACCUGCACCUCCUCGUCCUCAUCCUCCUCGCCCAAGAGGCAGCAGCAGCGGCGGCGCGAGCGUCAGCUGACCCACACGGUCCUGGCGCUAGCCACCAUGUUCGCCGUCUGCGGCCUGCCGGAGAACGCGGCCAACAUCACGCUGGCCUACGCCGGGCUGGAGGUCUCGGCGGCGACGCUGGCUCUCCUGCAGCUGAUUGGCCAGUUCCUGAUGUUUGCCCGGGCUGCCGCCACGCCGGUCAUCCUGCUGUGCCUGUGCCGCGCGCUGGGCCAGGCCUUCAUGGACUGCUGCUGCUGCUGCUGCGAUGAGUGCCUGCCGGGACGCUCCAACUCCUCCUCCUCUUCCUCCUCUUCCUCCUCGUCUUCGGGCUCCUCCACACGCUCCACGGCUGCCACAGCCACCACCGCCUCCUCGCCCACCUCCUCAGUGCCCUUGGAGGAUACCAAAGCCAUCACCACUAUCACUACCGCCAACACCACCACUACCACCACCACAGACAAGCUCAAGAUAGUCUCAGGCUCGACACCUCCUGCUAUUCUGUUUGAUAAGGCGAAGGAUAACUCCUCCAUCCUGGCCCUAGGCACCCCAUGUUGAGAAGGAGUAGGUUAGGGGGUGCAAACUGAAGUGGGUGGGUUGGGGGGUUUGGGGCGAGCCUAUGGACCUCAUGUCUAAUAACGUCACUGAACCAGGCGCACUGACUUCUGGUCUCAUGGCCUACUCUAGUCUCUCUCCUCAGAGGCCUGGAGGUGCCUGACAGAUGGAAAUCACAAGGGAAGAGGACACAUCACGACCAACUCAUGUCAUACAAGGAGAUUGUUAUUGUUCUUUUUGCUGAUACUGUUACAUGUGUUUGCUGAAAUACCCCAUCCCUGUAUGUAAACUAUUACAGCUUGUAGCCCGGAUCAUAUAAUGUGGCUUCAAAAUCCAUUAGAGCAGACAUUACAGCUCUUCAAUGCCCAUAUUGAUUUGAACAAGACAAGAAGCUCCAGAGUGAAAUUCAAAAUGAAGGAAUGCGGAGUGCUAUAAAGGGCAUAAUAAGAAACUUCCCCUUCCCAUUCGUCAAAAAUGACUCGUCCAAAUUCUACAUCCGGAAAUGUGAACGAUGUGUGUGUGUGUGGUCUCUAUUAUCCUGAUGUGUGUGUGUGAGUGUGUGUUUUUCCCCUUCUUUCUUUCUUUUUAAAGGACUUUUCAAAUGUGGUCAAUUUUGAGUCCAGUGACGUUUCCUUUUUUUCCUCCGGCGUUUUGACUCGACCGAUGGCCUUUUGUCUUCUGUUUUGCUAACCUCUUUUUUUUCUCUCUUGUGCAUAAUGAACAAGUGGAGGAAUGUGAUGCUGCGUUCUGUAUUCAUCAGCGCACCACAUUACUCCACACGUCCACAAAGCUGGGUUUCUGUAUCAGGCCUACUCACAUUAUUGUUAGAUAACUCAAGGCAAUGCAUACAAUUAUCUUUGUGUUUCUCCACGUAUGAAUAUAACACUGUACAUGACAAUGCUGUUGGACAGACUCCGCUAGUUUGUCUUGGCCUUCUUGACUGAGAGAUAUCAUUGAUAGAGUAGAUUUGUUUUUUAAUGUUUUCAUGGAUAGCGAGACUUCUAGUCCAAUACGGUUUAUUUCUAAAGCAAAUAGACACGUUUGUUUCAUAUCUGCUGUCAGUGCUGUGGUAUGUACCAGCCUGAAGGUAGAUAGCUGGCAUUAAACAUAACUUUUGUUGCCUCUGGGCUUGGAAAGUAAUUCUUUGUAAAUGUGUGUCUUAUCAAGAGCAUUUGUGAUUGUAAUCUGUGAUUGAGAAUCUCAACAAAUUACAUCUCAAUCCGUAAAUGUCCUUAGUAAAUGUCAAGUCAUUUUUGAUUAAAUGUUUGACUGAUUCUGUUUCUUUUCUUAAAUGUUAAUUGUUUGAUAUUCUUUCCCGAGUCAGUAUAAGGGAACUUGAGGGAAAACAUAAUGCAGUUACAGGCCUUUCUUAUUUCAGUUGUCGUGUGUAUUCGCAUUUCGUUUGUACCGAGUCGGACCCAAUAAAAGAAGUUGUUCUAAUUGUAGUUCACUCUUUAAUGCAAAUGUGGGCCAAGCUAGUGAACUACCCAGCAUUGUCAACAACAACAAGAACGCCACACAACAAAACCACUCAGUCAGUCACCCAAGCCGUGUCUGCCAUUUGACACACUCAAACUUGUUUUCCCUCCUCUUU
Molecule: messenger RNA, 3442 nt
Organism: Engraulis encrasicolus (European anchovy)
Lineage: Eukaryota; Metazoa; Chordata; Actinopteri; Clupeiformes; Engraulidae
Product: G-protein coupled receptor 37-like 1
Exons: 2
Coding region: 100-1851 (583 amino acids)
Biological process (GO): positive regulation of MAPK cascade; adenylate cyclase-inhibiting G protein-coupled receptor signaling pathway
Cellular component (GO): signaling receptor complex; plasma membrane
Molecular function (GO): G protein-coupled peptide receptor activity
Source: RefSeq, a predicted model, not a curated record